Mesoplodon densirostris (Blainville's beaked whale) is the source of this 2412-nucleotide messenger RNA. RefSeq names its product solute carrier family 38 member 1 (gene SLC38A1). Gene Ontology annotation, molecular function: L-glutamine transmembrane transporter activity. The record is from RefSeq and is a predicted model, not a curated record. Gene Ontology annotation, biological process: L-glutamine transport; amino acid transmembrane transport. Lineage: Eukaryota; Metazoa; Chordata; Mammalia; Artiodactyla; Ziphiidae. The transcript is spliced from 17 exons. Bases 863 to 2326 code for a protein of 487 amino acids.
CACGCACUCCCCGCAACCCCUCCCUCACUCCUCCCUUCCUCCCGGGUGCUCAGCCUCCGCCGGCCGCGGUCGCUGCAUCCUCGGCGGGCGGCGACAAGGAGGCAGCAAGGGGCGGCCGCCGGCAGAGGCACCAUGUGACGGGCACCGCUGAGUGACACGCAGCUUCGGUUAAAGAGCGGGCGUGCAGGAGGGGAGGCGACGGCACGCUGGACGCGGAGGAAUAGCCUGACUUUCCCAGCUAAACCGUCACGAGCCAUGGAUGCACAGGGGGGACGCGCCCCCCAAUAGGAGAAUGACUGCGAUUCGAGACCCUCGGCGGCCGAGCAUGUGGAUGUAAGUGCGAGGCUGGCGAGCACCGUGUGGGUGGGGGUUGGUGGUGGGGGGAGAUUCUGAUGCAAUCGGCCCCGAAAGGAGGAGGAGAGACAGGAGAGCGCGGGCUGGGGCAGCCACGCCGCUCCGCCUGAAGGUCGCCGCCCUUCACCUUCCUCGGAAAUCCGCCACGCCACGCUGAGCCUCCCCGCCCAGACCUCACUGACGGAGGCCACCUUUCCUCCGCUGAGGCAGCCAGACCUUGACACAAAGGACAUCGCACGGCCGGGGGAAAAUCCCGGAAGGGCGGAUACCUUGACGUCUCCUUUUGCCACUUUUCCUUUAUUGCCCGAGAUAUUUAUCACGUGCCUACUGUGUGCCAGGCACUAUAUCUAUGUGCGUAGAAAAAUCCUUGAAAGUUAUACUCCAGUAUAUAUACAGUGAUCAUCUCUGCUUGCUGAGAUAACAGGGGUGUGAACCUUAUAUUUUUGCUGCUAUCCAUUUGUAAAUACACUCAGAAAAGGAGGAUUUGGACGACAGGUACUUUCUAAACAUGAUGCAUUUCAAAAGUGGACUUGAAUUAACUGAAUUGCAAAACAUGACAGUGCCCGAAGAUGAUAACAUUAGCAAUGAUUCCAAUGAUUUCACCGAGGUAGAAAAUGGUCAGAUAAAUAGCAAGUUUAUUUCUGAUCGUGAAAGUAGAAGGAGUCUCACGAACAGCCAUUUGGAAAAAAAGAAAUGUGAUGACUAUAUUCCAGGAACAACCUCCUUGGGCAUGUCUGUUUUUAACCUAAGCAACGCCAUUAUGGGCAGUGGGAUUUUGGGACUCGCCUUCGCCCUGGCAAAUACCGGAAUCCUACUUUUUCUGGUACUUUUGACUUCAGUAACACUGCUGUCUAUAUAUUCAAUCAACCUUCUGUUGAUCUGUUCAAAGGAAACAGGCUGCAUGGUUUAUGAAAAGCUGGGAGAACAGGUCUUUGGCACCACAGGGAAACUUGUCAUCUUUGGAGCCACCUCCCUACAGAACACUGGAGCAAUGCUGAGCUACCUCUUCAUAGUAAAAAAUGAACUACCCUCUGCCAUAAAGUUUCUGAUGGGAAAGGAAGAGACAUUUUCAGCCUGGUACGUGGAUGGCCGCCUUCUGGUGGUGAUAGUUACUUUUGGCAUAAUUCUCCCUCUGUGUCUCUUGAAAAACUUAGGCUAUCUUGGCUAUACUAGUGGAUUUUCCUUGAGCUGUAUGGUUUUUUUCCUAAUUGUGGUUAUAUACAAGAAAUUUCAAAUUCCCUGCAUUGUUCCAGAGCUAAAUUCAACAAUAAGUGCUAAUUCAACAAAUGCUGACAUGUGUACGCCAAAAUAUGUUACCUUCAAUUCAAAGACCGUGUACGCUUUACCAACAAUUGCAUUUGCAUUUGUCUGCCACCCGUCUGUCCUGCCAAUUUACAGCGAGCUUAAAGAUCGAUCACAGAAAAAGAUGCAGAUGGUUUCAAAUAUCUCCUUUUUCGCCAUGUUUGUUAUGUAUUUCUUGACUGCCAUUUUUGGCUACUUGACAUUCUAUGAAAAUGUGCAUUCAGACCUCCUCCACAAGUAUCAGAGUAAAGAUGACAUCCUCAUCCUGACCGUGCGGCUGGCUGUCAUUGUCGCUGUCAUCCUCACUGUGCCGGUGUUAUUUUUCACGGUUCGCUCUUCUUUAUUUGAACUGGCUAAGAAAACAAAGUUUAAUUUAUGUCGUCAUGUCUUGGUGACCUUCAUACUCCUGGUUAUUAUCAACUUGUUGGUGAUCUUCAUACCCUCCAUGAAGGAUAUUUUCGGAGUCGUAGGAGUUACGUCUGCUAAUAUGCUUAUUUUCAUUCUUCCUUCGUCUCUUUAUUUAAAAAUCACAAGCCAAGAUGGAGAUAAAGGAACUCAACAAAUUUGGGCUGCCCUUUUCUUGGGUCUGGGGGUGGUGUUUUCCCUGGUCAGCAUUCCCUUGGUUAUCUACGACUGGGCCUGCUCAUCAAGUGGUGAUGAAGGCCACUGAGACCAGAUGGAAAAAGAAACAGUCAAGUUACCACUCAUCAGCAAGCCCUCAUCACAUCCUUUGCAAGUUUACAGAAGCAAACAGAA